Penicillium griseofulvum is the source of this 579-nucleotide messenger RNA. RefSeq lists its product as uncharacterized. The coding region runs from base 1 to 579 and encodes 192 amino acids. The record is from RefSeq and is a predicted model, not a curated record. The transcript has a single exon. Lineage: Eukaryota; Fungi; Ascomycota; Eurotiomycetes; Eurotiales; Aspergillaceae.
AUGCAAGUGUCGCGUACAGUCUAUCGCGCUGCUCUCCUCCACUUAUCUGUCAACCCCUUCGUACGCGCUUCAAUCCCAGCUGGUACUACCUCGUCAUCCCUCAACGCAACGAACCAGACGUCAAACACCCGGCUCUACAGCAUCCUAUUCCCGCAGUGCACCACCUUAAAAGCAUCAGACUGCACACGCCAAGCACGCACAAUGUGUGACUCAUCCUCCGACUCCGCUGCCGCUGCAUCCUCAAAGCCCGCAACCCAAGAGACCCAAGAGCAAAAACAAGAAGAACCCAAAAAGAACCUCUACCUCCCUGCCAGCGACCCCUCAAACCCUAUCUCUGAUCAGCAAGGCGAGGGGGGCAUUAAAAUCGACAUGAGCGGUGGCGGGAGGGAGGUCAAAUUGGAUCAUCUAGGUCCGAUGGUUGUUAAUGUGGAUGGGACGUUGUCGCAGAUUGGCAACUGGCAGCAGAUGACGGAGAUUGAGAAGACUCAUACCAUGCGAGUUCUUGGAAAGCGGAAUAAGAAGCGGUUGGAGGCUUUGAAGGCUAAGGAGAAGGUGGAGGGAGGGUCGGAUGAGGCUUGA